GGCGGUACAUAGAGACGUCAUCAGCGUACCUCACACAGCACCUAUAGUUGUUGUUCAACACAAGGAACGCACAAGACUGAACUGCAGUGUGGUGAAACAUAAGAGAAACAUCACCAUUUGUGCAUCAUUGCUCACAGUGGUGUAUCUCCUGCUGUGGUCAGCGCUAAGAGAAAGUCCAGACGUUCCAAAGACAACGACACGUGCGAUGUCUACUCAGCCAGAUGGUGUUUGGGACUUUGGGGACCUGGCGCCAGCUUCAACAUGGCAAUUCGACGCCGGGGCUUUGAAUGUUGUUAGAAAGUAUACAGCGAAACUGACGCUCCAGAAACGCACGCAGGAGGUGAAGCUGGGGAAAGUACAAAGAGAUUCAGCCAUCCCCUUCGGCCACUACUACAACACCUGCGCUGUGAUAGGAAACAGCGGCGUUCUGCUGGGCAGCGGAUGUGGGAAGGAGAUAGACUCCAUGGACUACGUCAUCAGAAUAGACCUGCCAGUCAUCAGCGGGUUCGAGAAAGAUGUUGGAAGACGAACCAACAUGACGGUACUCAACCAUAGGACGCCUACACGGAUGGAGAGGUCUUCCCAGAUGAAAAACAGAUCUGAAGACGUGUAUGACAGUCGCAUGAAGGACGCUGAGGCUGGCGUUCUGCUCUCCGACCCGCGUGCACAGCCUCAGAUUGCCAAGGCUCUGGGAGUGUAUAACCUCUCAUUUUCACUGCUCAAAAUGAAGGGUGGAAUAAAAGAUAAGAUAAACAAAAUUGCCUCUAGUGUAGCAAAGAAGAAGAUGAAGGGACCUACCAUCGGCCUGAUCAGUGUGCUGAUGAUGACGACGUUCUGCAACCACUCGCACAUGUACGGAUUCUUCCCUUACUUUAAAGAUGCGAACAACAAGCCUAUCCGCUAUCACUACUAUCCGAACGACCGCGUCUAUCCUCCGUUAGAGGAUAACUUCGACCCUAGAGCUCACCAUGACACGAAUAAAGAAUAUGAGUUUCACAGGGACCUGCACAGACGAGGGGUUCUGAAGAUGCACCUCGGUCGAUGUGGGGAUCCAUGA
Molecule: messenger RNA, 1057 nt
Organism: Branchiostoma belcheri (Belcher's lancelet)
Lineage: Eukaryota; Metazoa; Chordata; Leptocardii; Amphioxiformes; Branchiostomatidae
Product: CMP-N-acetylneuraminate-poly-alpha-2,8-sialyltransferase-like
Exons: 4
Coding region: 206-1057 (283 amino acids)
Biological process (GO): oligosaccharide metabolic process; N-glycan processing
Molecular function (GO): alpha-N-acetylneuraminate alpha-2,8-sialyltransferase activity
Source: RefSeq, a predicted model, not a curated record